Molecule: messenger RNA, 696 nt
Organism: Aedes albopictus (Asian tiger mosquito)
Lineage: Eukaryota; Metazoa; Arthropoda; Insecta; Diptera; Culicidae
Exons: 2
Coding region: 133-465 (110 amino acids)
Source: RefSeq, a predicted model, not a curated record
GGUAUGACGUGGUACCUAGUAUGCUGAAUGCUUUAUUAUCACUCACCUAGCAGAUUGAUUGGCAGCUGUAUUUGAAGUCGAGGCGAAAUUUCGGACGAAUCCAAUUAUAAAGCGCUGAUCGCCAAGCAAACAAUGAAGCAUCAACAGGUGGUUCCGGAUUAUUCCGCGAUGGUGCAAACCUCUGGCACGGUGCUGUGUCUGGUGUUUUCCGGUUGGGUGCUUUUCAGAUUGGUGCAAGCGGUCUUCUGGCUUCCGGGCUACUUGGAGCAGUCACAGGGAAAACUGUACGAACAGAUAGAGAGAAAGGAUGCGGCGCAAAAACCUUCCACCAAGAAGGCCAAGGCCAAGGACUCUGACGCCGAGGAAGAAAACGACGAUGGUGAAGCUUUGGUGGAGACAAGCGAAGAAAAAGGCAACGACGAUGCCAAUGAGCGGGAGAAAACGGGCAACAAAAAAGAAAACUAGAGUUUUCCUGAUUGGUCAUAUUACUCGUUUUAUUUACACAAGGAAGUGUUGGUUUUGCUAUAAUACCUAUUCGAUACACAAAACAGUACACGCUAGGAUAGUCAGACCUACUAGAUUCCACUUGUAUCUCUCGCUAUAUCUAAAUGUCUUUGUUGGAUUUGCAUCUAACUCUAAAUUUGCAUCACAAAUUAUAAUAAACUAUUCUUAAAACUGAUUCCUACAAUUACAAAA